GUAUAGUAGCUUUUAAAGAGGUUAUCGGGAAGAGGAGGCUUCGAUCUUUAAAUUAAUGGUGGUUUUAGUUGCCAAGUAUGAAAAAGACGUCUGAAGUUGAUCCCAAUAUCGAUAUCAAACUGUACCUUGAACAUCUUUCGUGCGAAAAUUAAUUUGUGAACGCGACAUUUAACCUAAUGUCCGGAACUGUUCUAAAUUACUGUCCUCGAAUUAACGAGAAGUAUCAUUUUCGCCCCGAUGUGCGGUAAAGGGGGGACGAUUUAAAAAUCGUUAGUAGAUGUGUGCUGCAAAUUCGCGUUGUCAGUCUCCUCCGCAAUCGGGAUCACCUAACAAGGGCCACACAGACAACGUUGAGUUUCACCACCAACAUACACCACAUCCUCAUCCAUACGCGUAUUAUCCACCACCCCCGCCUUAUCCGCCCUUCAAUCCCUAUGCUCCUUACGCGCAUUAUGCUCCAAAUAAUGGAUUUUAUUCGCCGCCCUAUUGCAACGACGUACCGCAAGAGACAAAAGGUUCGUCCUGGAUCAGCAUUAUCUUGCUAAUUCUUUUGGCGCUGGCCGCCAUUAGCAUUGUUUUUUAUCGGUCACUCUCUCGCGAUGCUCGACGAAGAUUAAACGCUAGGCUGCCCACCUUAACGCAACCGGCACAGGGUAAUAAUCGCGGGGACAGAGUACUUUAAUUCCCUGCGAUAUCCUGAGCGGGCCACAUCCUAAAAAGGUCGUCUUUUUGAACCUGUAGACCGCGAAGAGCAAAAGAGACGCAAAUCAGAAUUAUCCAGCAGAAUUUAUUCUAUUUUCUGACCGGAGUCCCGCACACAAUAGACAUUACGUUUUUUGCGACGGAUGCGAAGAUCGUAGUUCCACAUCGGAGAUUAAUAAUAAUGGAAGUUGCAAGCCGGACGGAAAUAGGAACGAAGGUGUCAUAGAAUUUUCGUCGUCAAAGAAAAUCAAUGUCGCCACUAACGUAUCCGGUACAACCGUGACUCGAUCGACAACCACCUAGAAAUCAUUUAAAUCGAACGCAAUGCAAAUCAAAGGAUGUUUAAUAUCGUACAGAUUUAAUUCGAUCCGUGUUUACCUAAUCAGGAUAUUAUAAAUUCAAAAUGUCGAGAAAGUAAGAGGAGGCGUUAAUUACGAUACCGCACAAAUGAGAUAAUUGCGUAAUUACGAAUGAUCGAAUGGAUUACGCAAAAUUAAGGUAACAGUUUCAUUAAGACGUAACGUUGUAUCUAACGUAUAUUGAAUUACGUGUUAUCUAGAGUGAUACUUUUAUUACAUCAUGAACCAUGAUGAUAAUUGACACUUGAUAGAUUAAAAUUAUGUUUAUAGAUGAUAAAAAGCUUUAAUCAUUAAUAUUCCAAAAAUUAUUGAGUAUCUAUAAUGUGAUAUGUUCUUAAACCUGAUAGUUAAGUUUACAAGUGUGCAAAGUUUCAACAAAGUCGGUAACCCGAAGGGCAAAAUAAAAUAAAUAAAAAAAAAAAGUCACACUAUACAUUCGUUUUGUUAGAAAAACAAAUGUAAACCGAAUACGAUAUAAAAUACGAUCACUGUGAAAAUUAAUAAAGUUGACAAGUUACGAUACAAAUUUCAAAGUAUAAAAUUAUUUGUGCGAACUUAUAAUAAAUAU
Colletes gigas is the source of this 1629-nucleotide messenger RNA. RefSeq lists its product as uncharacterized. The record is from RefSeq and is a predicted model, not a curated record. The coding region runs from base 278 to 682 and encodes 134 amino acids. NCBI's taxonomy places the organism in Eukaryota, Metazoa, Arthropoda, Insecta, Hymenoptera, Colletidae. The transcript has 2 exons.